This is a messenger RNA of Rhizopus microsporus ATCC 52813, 1530 nucleotides long. Its product is annotated as DEAD-domain-containing protein. Gene Ontology annotation, cellular component: P-body; cytoplasmic stress granule. NCBI's taxonomy places the organism in Eukaryota, Fungi, Mucoromycota, Mucoromycetes, Mucorales, Rhizopodaceae. The record is from RefSeq and is a predicted model, not a curated record. Gene Ontology annotation, biological process: cytoplasmic stress granule assembly; P-body assembly. Bases 1 to 1530 code for a protein of 509 amino acids. The transcript has 5 exons. Gene Ontology annotation, molecular function: RNA helicase activity; ATP binding; mRNA binding.
AUGUCAAGUUCAAGUCAAUUAAACCAUGAAACUGAAAACUGGAAGACUGCUCUUACACUUCCACCAAAAGAUAGUAGACCACAAACUGAGGAUGUAACUGCAACAAAAGGAAAUGAAUUUGAGGAUUAUUUUCUCAAACGAGAACUAUUAAUGGGCAUUUUUGAAGCUGGUUUCGAACGCCCCUCACCUAUCCAAGAAGAAGCUAUCCCUCUUGCACUAGCUGGUCGUGAUAUCCUUGCCAGAGCUAAAAACGGCACAGGAAAAACUGCAGCAUUUGUUAUCCCUACAUUAGAAAAAAUUACCAAUACUCCAAAAAUUCAAGCCCUUAUACUUGUUCCAACACGUGAAUUAGCUCUUCAAACCUCUCAAGUAUGUAAAACACUCGGUAAACAUUUAAAUAUUCAAGUUAUGGUGACCACAGGUGGUACUACUUUAAAAGAUGAUAUCAUGCGUUUAAGCGAAACUGUACAUAUUGUAGUUGGUACACCUGGACGUAUCCUAGACUUGGCAUCAAAAGGUGUUGCAGAUUUUAGCGCUGCACAUACAUUUGUCAUGGAUGAAGCUGAUAAACUGUUAUCUCCUGAAUUUACACCCAUUAUUGAACAACUUUUGGAUUACUUUCCUAAGAACAAACAAAUCAUGUUAUUCAGUGCAACAUUCCCUAUGAUUGUAAAAAAUUUUAAAGACAAGUACUUGGUUAAACCUUAUGAGAUCAAUUUAAUGGACGAGUUGACAUUACGCGGUGUAACUCAAUACUAUGCUUAUGUGGAAGAAAAACAAAAGGUGCAUUGUUUAAAUACUUUAUUCUCAAAGCUUCAAAUCAAUCAAUCUAUUAUAUUCUGUAAUUCAACAAAUAGAGUGGAACUCUUGGCAAAGAAGAUCACUGAAUUGGGUUAUUCUUGCUUUUAUUCUCAUGCUAAAAUGCUACAAAGUCAUCGCAAUCGUGUAUUCCAUGAUUUCAGAAAUGGUGUUUGCCGUAACUUGGUUUGUUCAGACCUUUUGACCCGUGGUAUCGAUAUCCAAGCAGUCAAUGUUGUCAUCAACUUUGAUUUCCCCAAGAAUGCUGAAACUUAUUUACAUCGUAUUGGUCGCUCCGGCCGUUUUGGUCAUCUUGGUUUAGCUAUCAAUUUGAUUACAUAUGAAGAUCGAUUCAAUUUAUACAAGAUUGAACGCGAACUAGGAACCGAAAUUCAACCUAUUCCUCCUGUUAUUGACAAAAGCCUUUAUGUUGCGCCCAAUGCUUUGGAAGAUGCACAGAUACAACAACCUAAUAAACAACAAGCUAAUGCAACACGCCAGCAUCAACAAAGUACUGAACAACAAGAUCAAACACAACAACAGGUUGUAAAUGGUCAACAACCUCUUCAAGGACAGCAACAACAACAACAGCAACAACGUCAAUAUUAUAGUCAUCAGCAACGCCAUCCCCACUAUCACAAUAGAUCAAAUAACUGGCGUGGACGUGGAAGAGGUGGAGGGCACCAUCAUUCAAACCGAUCUACACAGAAACAACAACCUUAUCAACAAUAG